AUGGACACCCUUGAUCUUUUCAGAUAUUCACAAAGGAGAGGAACAGGGCAGAAUUGGGGAACUGAGAGGACACAACGAGAGGAAGAAUCCAGACACAUAAAGAUCAUCUCAUUUGAAAAAGAGAGCACAGAUUUAUUGGAUUAUUAGAUUGGAUUGGAACUGAAAUAACUUAAUCUGCAAUCAAAUCUUUCACACUUAAAUGCAUAUUGUCGUCAUUGGGCAUCUCUGUAGGCCUAAUUGCAUGAACGACAUAAUGUCAAGCAUGGGUUUGUUAGUGGUGAAAUGCAUGCUGCUGUGUGCAUUGAUGCAUGGAGCGGUGUGUGCCUGUAUGCUGAAGAAUCACACCAUAUGGAUUGAGAGGCACGACUGUGGCCAGUGUGUGGCCAUCAACACUACCAUCUGCAGCGGCUACUGUUACACACAGGACACCAAUUUGAGGGGACGGCUUGGGAGGAGUUUCCUGAUCCAGCGCAGCUGUGUGCCUCUGUCCUUGGUGUACCGAGCUGCCCAUGUGCCAGGCUGCCCUCAGGAUGUCAGCCCUCAGCUGUUUUAUCCUGCGGCCAACCGCUGCAGCUGCAGGCGCUGCAACACGCGCACACAUCACUGGUGCUCGCAACAGCCGGAUCCCUAA
Perca fluviatilis (European perch) is the source of this 631-nucleotide messenger RNA. RefSeq names its product thyrotropin subunit beta-like. Gene Ontology annotation, cellular component: extracellular region; cytoplasm. Gene Ontology annotation, biological process: G protein-coupled receptor signaling pathway. NCBI's taxonomy places the organism in Eukaryota, Metazoa, Chordata, Actinopteri, Perciformes, Percidae. Gene Ontology annotation, molecular function: hormone activity. The transcript is spliced from 3 exons. The record is from RefSeq and is a predicted model, not a curated record. Bases 200 to 631 code for a protein of 143 amino acids.